CUCCAUUCAUAGGUACAGCAAGGCAGCUUGAACCUCAUCCAUUCUCCACACUUGAUUGCGAUUCACUUGAAGACCUCGAGAUAAUCGAGCCAUUGGAUCCUGAGACUAUUGCCAGUCCAAAAUCCACCACAUACAUUUGCAGGUUGAUCAGCGUCGCGAAAUUGAGGGUCCGCGUGCGGGCAGCGAUCCGAAAAGAAAUCUGUCUUACAGCCAGCCAACUUACGCCCCAUCUGAGGUUCGACUCGACGCCCCUGUGCUCGAUCUCUCGCAUCCAACUCAACAUAUACAAACCUACAUAAAAAUUGCGCCAUGUCUACUGGACUCACAAGAAGACGAGGUGGAGGCGGCGGCGGUGGAGGAGCCGAGAACGAGGAAGCAGAUUCUAGUCGUGUGGCCUCACCUGCGCCCAAGGCCGGCGGUUCUCGCGAUACCGGUGGACCAGAGACGUCGUAUGAGAACGGCGAGAAUGGACACAAGAUCGCCUUUGAUCCGAGGGAUAUUAGUGAGAGUGCGGAGCGGAGCAAGCAACCAAAGCUUACGUUGAUGGAGGAGGUGCUGUUGUUGGGCUUGAAGGACAAGCAAGUGAGUUGCCCAGCUAUUCAGAGGGUCUCUCGGUUUGACGUGCGCAAUGAACUAAUGCGAUUGUAAUGUAGGGAUACUUAUCUUUCUGGAACGACAAUAUAUCAUACGCCCUUCGAGGAUGCAUCGUUAUCGAGCUGGCCUUCCGCGGACGAGUGAGCAUGCAGAAGGACUCGUCGAGGAGACGAUUUCCGUUGGCCGAUCGGGUUAUUGAGGUUAUUGAUGAUACGUUAACGGGUGAGGUUCUCCUCGACGAGGCCUUGAAGAUGAUGAAGGCCAGCGAGAAAAUGAGCGUCAGUUCAUGGAUUGAUUUGAUGAGUGGUGAGCCAUCUCUUUAGCAUUUUCUUUCCACAACUUAUAUUAAUUCUCUACUAGGUGAGACAUGGAAUCUCAUGAAGAUCGGAUAUCAAUUGAAACAAGUCCGAGAAAGAUUAGCCAAAGGCCUCGUUGACAAGGGAAUCCUUCGAACGGAAAAGAAAAACUUUCUAUUAUUCGAUAUGGCCACACAUCCAGUAGCAGACGGAGGAGCAAAGGAGGAAAUCCGACGACGGGUUAGAAAUGUCUUGACGCAACGAACGGUCGUAUUGCCGGGAAGUCAAUUCCUCCCAGAGAAUCUCAAAUUUAGAUACACUCGUACCAUCGCUAUGGUUUGUGCGGCUUAUGCUGCCAACGUUUUGGAGAAUGCACUUGCGAGUUUGGGACACGAGUCCCGGGAAAGGGCCUUCGCUCAGGUGGACGAGUUACUAGCAGAAUACAGUCAGUGGCCCUUUGGAAAACGGGCUGGUGGAGCAUCGGGAGGUGUAGGCGCAAAUCUAGGACAGCUCAUUGGGGAUGAGGUUGCGAAUGGCAAGGAUGAGGAACUGCAACUCGAGGUAAACUCCAUCCAUUCCUCAAUUCUUGAAAAUAUCAUCAUUCGUCUUAACACUUGUGUAGGUUGUGGCAGCGUGUCUCAGUGUCUUUACCAGAUUGGAUUCCUUGCUAUAAGAAGAAAUUCAUCACCAUUUCAGGGAAGAGGAUUACACGCAUACCAAAGAGCUCUCGUCUGAGCGAGAAAGAAAGAAAACCCUUCUUGACUGUCAUAUUAGCUUGCCCUCAAAAAACCAAUCAACACACAAAACGCAAUACCAGGAAGGUAUCGAGUUUCUGAAGAAAAGUAGUUACGUUUGCACACAGGCGCUUUUGGGUUUUUGGGUGUGUGAAACCAUUUUUGUUGUCUUGGGUUUCUCUUGCGUCUGCUUUAUCUUCUUCCUCGUUAUUUUUUAUUGAUGAAUGAAAUCUUCAGUUGUUUCUUUUUUCUUCCUUGAUUUCCCACGCACUCAGAGAGAAAUUAUCUUGGGGUUUCCUGGUGUGUUUGUAGGGGAAUGUGUACCUUAAAACGAUACGUAGCUUUUGCGUGCGGUUUUUUCUUCUUUUUUUUGCCCGAUGCUUGAUGGGUUUGUUUUUGUUGGGAAUGGGAGUUACUUUGGUAGUACAAAAAAUCAUUCCGUCA
Molecule: messenger RNA, 2068 nt
Organism: Hymenoscyphus albidus
Lineage: Eukaryota; Fungi; Ascomycota; Leotiomycetes; Helotiales; Helotiaceae
Source: the annotation of a GenBank genome assembly